AUCGAUAUAAUGGCGGGCGUGACACACGAUGAGGGCUCAAAACUGUCCAUGCUAUUAUUAUAUAAAGUGAGCGAGAUGACUCUUGAUGCUUUCAAAGAAUGCACACAAGAAUUUAAGGACUGUUUUUACCCGGGUAUAGACCCGGAUAAAACGGUUACAUUUUACCUUAAGGGUGUUAACACUUCCAGCGAAUCGGCCCUCCGGUGGGCAUUUUACGACUUGACAGGCCAUCUCACUAUCACGUGUCCCACAUAUAUGUUUGCCAAACAGUUUGCCCGUAACGUUAAGGCGAACGCGCAUAAUGUUUAUUUCUACCAGCUCACUUAUGUUAGCCCGGUGAUGGCCAAACUGUGUAACUGUGACAUCGCCACCAAGGGCGUUUGUCACGCCACUGACAUGACCUAUGUGUUUGGCAUACCAUUCCAUAUGCCCGAUAUGGCCACACCCGACGACAUCCGGUUUAGCCGUCAUAUAAUGGAGAUGUGGACUAAUUUCGCGAAAUACGGCAAACCCGACGAUAAUUGGCCGCAAUUGUUGGCUAACAAUACAAUUAAUGUGAAAGACUUGAAUCCAGUGAAUACGAGCCGAGUAUUGGAUAAUCCCUUUCUUAGCACUUGUGAUGGCUUUUGGAGGGAUUAUUAUUUGUAA
This is a messenger RNA of Medioppia subpectinata, 648 nucleotides long. The record is from the annotation of a GenBank genome assembly. NCBI's taxonomy places the organism in Eukaryota, Metazoa, Arthropoda, Arachnida, Sarcoptiformes, Oppiidae.